CACUCUUUAACACACAUGUUGGAUUUAAUGCAUGAUUCAAUAUAUAUUUCGUAAAUAUGGAAUAAUAUUUGUGCUCGGUAGAGACACAGUAACCUUGGACAUGGUAAAGGAGUUAGUUGGCUUCUCUUACAUCUUUUCUUGCCAAGAAAAGUCUGGAAUCAUCAAAGACACCAGUGACCCCUUCAGCUCACCUUAGGCAGAUUCCAGAGACAGGAAUGGAAGCCGUCUGGUGUGGAGAGAUUUCACUGAGGAGAAGCCCUUCUCCGUCCAUGUCCAGACUGCUGAGAUGGGUUUGCAGGAGCCACUGCUUUGAAUUGGGAUCCCUCCUGUCUGCACAACAGGGAACGUAUUCGCUCAGGGAAUCUUCAGAAGGCUGUGCAGUCGCCCAGCAGGAAGGGGUGAAUGCCAGCAGAACUGGAAGGCUGGAGUGCAGUGGCACCAUCUCAGCUCACUGCAACCUCCACCUCCCAGGUUCAAGCAAUCCUCCCGCCUACAGGGACUAUUCACGUGUAGGAGGCAUGAAGGCCAGGGCACGUGAAAACACGCCUGCCACCCUGUACACCGUUCAGCAGGUCCGAGAAGGAGCUUACGUUUCCAGAGUAAGAGGAGAGGUGAACAAGCACACAAAAGGGGCUGCCUCCUCCCCGAGGCACGAGACAGGCAAGGUGAGAGCGUUCUCCACUGUUCCCCCGUUCUGUGUCUGUGUAUCUCACAUCUCUCCAGCUUUUGUUUGCCUUCAGGCCAUCCUCACAGGCAAUGCUGAGUGGAAUCAACUUCUGGAUGUAGAGCACAGAAGCCACACCAUGUGUGGGUCCUUUGCACUGAUUGAACAAUUUCCAGAAAGCCACUGCUCCUCUCUUGUGUUACAAGAAGAAAAAAAACUUCUUCAUCUCACAUAUAAAGUCAAACUGGGAGUAUUAUUAACAUACCUGAAUGCUGACAUACCUGAGGCCAAUUCCUACCCCGAUGCUCUCAUAUUUGCAUCUGUGAUUUAUAACAGCACUAUUCUUUAAUUAAAUUUUAAUUGCACCAGGACUACACACAUAUAUUCUCUUUGAAAUUCAAGGGUAAUGCUGAAGUUCUCAUCAACCAUUCCUUCAAACCCCCCACCCCCUCCUCUCUUUUCCCCGGGCUCAGCUGUUGGUUUGUUUUCUACCUGUCGGACUGCUCUGUAAAAUUGUGUACAUGUAUUGGACCCUACAGCUUGAGAGGUUAGAGUAUGUGGUGUGGCUCUGUGUGUGUCUUCUUUGAAAAGUUAACAAACUCUAUGUACCUUUGCGGAACUU
Messenger RNA from Callithrix jacchus (white-tufted-ear marmoset), 1286 nucleotides. The record is from RefSeq and is a predicted model, not a curated record. Lineage: Eukaryota; Metazoa; Chordata; Mammalia; Primates; Cebidae.